UCGAUUUCAAAGGAAAAUUUUACGCCGACCAGUUUGAAAGAAAAGAGAAAAUUGCAGCUAAAAAAAAGUCGACGGAAUCUCGAAAUAAAAUUUUCUAAAAUUCCCUGCGUGCAACCCCAGUCAUAAGGGGAUGAUGAUGACCACUGCGGGUGGACCAGCCCAGCCGGGGACAAUAAUCCCGGCAUCAUUUGCAGGGAUGCAUAACGAAACCCUAAUCCCUGACCCGAUGACGUGCAUCCCUGCUGAAGGCAGCCAUACCCCAACAAGAGAUCCCUCCGGGGGAUUUUUGUGGCCAGGGGCAAUGAAAGAAGAUCAGCCGAUUCCCCAUCACCCUUACUACCCCCACCACACCCACGCUGCACCGUUCCUCAUUCCGGAAGCGGGAUUCGGGGUGAAUCAAACGUCCCAAGAUGGAGAACUGAUGGAUACUCACACAUCGACCCCAACAGCAGGAUUCCACGCCAAACAAUCAGUCAAGAAAGAGGAUUUUAAAGACGACAAUUACUUCACUGUGCGGAACUCCUACCAAGAGAAAUACCGGGAAUCUUUUUUCAAAGAUGAUGAAGCUCCACGGCAGAGAUACGAGGAACUGAAGUUCGACAACAUCUCGGAUGAAUUCUCUGUCCAUAGAAAAUUAUUAACUUCCGACGAAUUUCAAAAUAAUCCAACUUACGGUGAAAUGAGAUCCUAUAUAGAUGGUCGCGAAAUGCACGCAGGCAUGAAUAACUUUCACCCAUUAAACAAUUAUUCGAAUUUCUUUCACCCAAAUAAUUACAGUUCAACUAACUAUUUAUUACCUUACUCAACCUCAAGCCUUUGCGAUGGCACGGAUACUCAUCUAGAUCGACAUUCAUCCAUACCAUCAUCCAUGGCGGUGCCUUCAUGCCCAAUCCUGCCUCCAUCAUGCAUGUCACCCAUGAGUAACUCCAGUAAUUCACCGGCCUCUGGGGUCUUCACCCAGUCAUCCAUGAGUGACAUGGGUGGAUGUUCGGAUUUAUCGGAUGCUGGAAACAUGAGGACACACUUGGACAAUCCCGGAUUACCACCAGGAUUAGGGAAGAAUGGGUAUCCUUCAAGUACCUUGGAGGACCUCCAGCACGAUUCGUUGACCAGACUUGAUGAGUCUAACUAUGAUAGACAAGACGACCUGUUGAAUCCAUCGAUGAUGAUGCAGUCCGACCCCCCGUUGACAUCCCCCCACGUCAAGAGCUUGAGUUCCCUUUGCCCCCCAUUCCCCGAGGCCAGAGGGGCAUAUACACCCCUUAACGCGGCCGACGCCAACGCUAAACUUAAAGAUUCCGAUAAAGGAAAAUGCAAUGAAAAUUCGGGAAGGUCGCGGAGCAAGAGAAAACCUAGGGUCCUCUUUUCGCAGGCUCAGGUCUCAGAGCUCGAGCGGCGGUUCAAACAACAGCGCUACUUGUCGGCGCCCGAACGCGAGCAGCUCGCCGGCAUCCUGAAACUUUCAAGCACUCAGGUGAAGAUUUGGUUCCAGAACCGGCGGUAUAAAUGCAAGCGCCUGCGCCAGGACCUGACGCUGGAGCAGAGCGCCGCUGCUGCUGGGGGAGGCGCCGCCGUGGGGCACGUCUCGGUCACGCCUUCGUCGAUGGCAGCGGCGGUGGCAGCUGCUGCUGCCGCUGCCACGUCGCCACGACGGGUGGCAGUGCCGGUGUUGGUGCGGGACGGCAAGCCUUGCCCCGCAUACUCCUCCAGCUUCCCAAGCUCCUCAACAGCCCCACAGUUCGGUCCCCAGUACUCCUCCCCAUCCCUGUACCAAUGCCCACCAGCCCCAUACUCCCCCCACGGGGCCUCUUCUUCCCCUUUUCCUCCCCAUUCCUCCCAGAACAGCCACAAUUUACCCUAUAUGAACCACGGGGUGCCUUUUGGUUCUCAGCCGGCGAUUAGGAGUGGCUGGUGAUUGAGCAAUUUGCUUUACUCAUAAAUGUCAUAAAAAUAUGGGUAAGAAAUACAUGUUAUGCCCGCAUAUUACUCGACUUGAUCUUGCACAAAUAUUCAGAAUAGAAUAUAAAUUUCCAGAACAUUUUUAUUACUAUGUUACAACGCAAAAGUAAAUUGUUAUGAAUCAUUAAACAAGGUGAGGCGUUCAUUCAUCACGCGGGUAUUUAAGCAAUUGUAAAAUACUUCUCAUAGCAUUAAAACAACUUCAAUAUAUCACAGAGUGCAUGUCACAAUGAUAUUAUAUAUUCUCAUUUCCGAUGAAAAAUUUUUUGAAUAAAGAUAAAACAUGUACCAAAUUGCACAUCCACACAUCUUUAAUCCAUUGACCUUUUUUCAGCACAUAGAUCAACCACUAUGGCAAUCGUUUCCUAGACGUAUUAUCAUAUUUUAUGUGCUCCAAUAUUACAAAUUCAAUACGACAAAUAUCAAUAUUGUUUCGCUAUAAACAUACACUAAUUAAUAACACAGUUGUUGCAACUGGGUUUUGGUCUGCAAUUAGAAUCAUACUAAGUGCCUUACGAAUGCCAGAUGUAAAUAUAUAGAAUUUAUUAUUCCAAGUAUUUCAGAAAGAAUCUUAAUAUAGAUUAUAGUGUUUUCCGAUAUAAAUUAUCGAUAUUCAUUCGAUCACAUCGUUUGUUACGAAUUUUGAAUAACUUUGAA
Messenger RNA from Hyalella azteca, 2616 nucleotides. RefSeq lists its product as uncharacterized. Bases 131 to 1915 code for a protein of 594 amino acids. Gene Ontology annotation, biological process: regulation of transcription by RNA polymerase II; cell differentiation. The transcript has 6 exons. Gene Ontology annotation, molecular function: RNA polymerase II cis-regulatory region sequence-specific DNA binding; DNA-binding transcription factor activity, RNA polymerase II-specific. Gene Ontology annotation, cellular component: nucleus. The record is from RefSeq and is a predicted model, not a curated record. NCBI's taxonomy places the organism in Eukaryota, Metazoa, Arthropoda, Malacostraca, Amphipoda, Hyalellidae.